AGGGCAGGACGCAGUGCAGCGCUGCUAAACAGACCAGUAUGAAGGGGCAGUUACGAGUAUUUACUUUGAAUUUUGCAAGUAUAAGCAUUUGCUUAUUUUUAUUCAUAUGGGCCAUUGUCUCACAUUAUUUUAGUGUCGGUGGGUAGUCUAAUUAAUAAAGGCUUUGUAUUAAAUUCUUUGUUUGUGUGGGUUACAUUUGGAGAUAUUUUCUAUUGAUUAUAAAACUGUGAGCUAACUUUUUUACAUAGAAAAUGUGAGGAUUUAUUUAUUUUCGCUUACUUUCUGUAGCACAUUUUUAAAAGAAUAUGUACAUAUGAAUCGUUAGCUUAACUUUACUGUCGUCAUCACAUUACUCCCCAUUUUCAUGGGCAAGCCAUUCAAGGAAUCUUCAUGCCAAUAGUUGCAGAUGACAAAUCAGUUCUGGCAACAUUUCCAGACUAUUUUUCUGACUUCAUUAUUUGCGGUGAUAUCAACUGUUUUGUCGUCACAGCAUAUUCGUCUUCUCUCAUCUCCAAUGUGUAGGUGUUAGCUUAUAUAGCCCAUAAAAUAGAACAAACUAUACUGGAAAUUAGUAACUAUUGUAGGAGGAAUCGCAUUAAUAUACAGAGGAAUGUGACUUGGAUUCUCUCUGUGAAGAUCCAUAUAAUUAAAGGUAAAUGGAAUUUCCCACGCGUUCUACAAUUUGGUAUUCUUGUGUUAUUUCCUUACCCUGAAAGUCAAAUGCUUUCUGUUCUACCAUAUGUCAAAAGUAAAUGGUCUUCAGUGGGGAGACAUUUCUACUAUAUACAUUCUUUUAUGUGACCACGUAAGAAAUGACUCUUGGAAAUUUUUUGUCAAAACUCCAUUUGAUUUAAAAGGAACUCUUUAUGUACCAUUUGGUAGUAUUACAUAUACCAUGAAGUGAUAGAACAGGGCAAUAUUUGAUUUCUUCGUGUCCUACUAUUAUGGUACAACUGGCCAAUAAAGUUACAAAAAAUCUCGCAAAAAAUCUUUUAUUAUAUCUUCUUUAAGUGAACUGACAGUGUUCUUAGUAGGUAAUCAUCUUUAGGUGUGGUGGCAAAUGUGUUUUUGUUUUUCAUAACCCAAGUACUCCAACAACGAAAAUUAAAAAUGCUUUAGCACAUUUGGGGUUUCUUUUGGCAUAGUGUAUUUAAUUGGUGAAAGUAACAUGCCUUUUAUGCAGGGCACUCCUUUUUCGUAUCUCAGUACUGGGAUUUCAAUUCAAUGAAAGGAUAUGAUGUCGGAUAAAGAUGUGGAGGGUUUCUUAAUUUAAAGUUAUGUUAUUCUAACGCCUUAUUUGGGGUAACUAGUUCUCUUUGUUUACAUAAAAACAGUUGUUAUGAGGGAAGCUAUUUCUUUGUACUGAGGCGCGAAAAGAGGACGCCGAAUAUUCAGUACCUAAUAAUGUCACAUUCUUUCAAAAUUUCUUUGGAAUGUCUUCAAGUAUUGUCAUCUGCUAAACAGUUAAGUAGUCAAUUUUAAUUUAACUAUUUAUGUAGAAUUAAUUUACUUCUUUUCAUAACAGUUUUUCUGUGUGUUUAGGUGCAAAACGGAUGGAGAUGCCUUCGAUGCUACGCAAGCAAGAUAUAACAUUUUGCCUAUGUUACUUAAUAACCUUACUUUUAAAUUAAAAAUAUUUAGUUUCGUAAGGGCAGGGUAAACAAGCGUUAUUACUAUCGCAACCAACAAACAGGUGAGAGUCAGUGGCAAUAUCCUCAACCGGAUAUCGUGGGUGGCGAUGAAGCAAUGGAUAUUUGUACAACACCUCCCCCAACCUUAACAGAUUCUGUAAUUAACGAAUCGGUGUUACCUGCACCCACAGCGCCCGUUCCUGUACGACCACCACCACCUCCGAGAAUUAAAAGCCCCACACCCCCACCACCACCAAUUAUAUCAAAAAAUGUUAAGCAACGAAAAAAAGUAAAGUCUCCUAGAGCCGUCGGAGCAGUUCAGGAGUUACCUCCAUUACCAAGUGGUGAACCUCUUCCUCCGGGCGUUGAUUCACUGCCAGAACCAGCUCAUAAAGAGGAAAGUCAAAAUAGCAAAAAGGAUUCAUUAGGUUCUGAGCUUAAUUCUUUCUACUCCGAUUUGGCUGCUAUGGAAACAGUAGUAGGUAAUACGGUACCAGAAACACAGUUGGUCGCUGAGACUGUUUUAAGUGAUAAUAUGUCUUCAAAUACUGUGCCGAAGAAAAAGAAAAAGUCUAAAGUCAAAUUAGUCGAAGGUUUAGCAAUGAAAAAGAAAGGAGUAUCCAAGCUUGUUGAAAGAUGGAAAAAUGUUCAAAAGGAUUAUAAUUAAAAUAUCUGGGAGAAAUUUGACUUAACAUACUUAAAUUAUUUUUAUUAUGGAAAUACGUGAUAAUGUGCUUGUAUAUUAGGUUUGCAUAAAGCUAUUGUGAUUUUUCUAGAAGUGAUUUUUAUGCAACAACAAUUUUGAUUACUAAUUUAGAUGAUUAUAUAAAAUAUUCCGCUACUAUAUCAACAUUGACCAAUCGUCCCUUGUAAAUUUAUUAUUCACAGAAAUUCAAAAACUAAGAGUAGUAUCCUUUUUCUGUACAAAACCUCCAUUUUUAAUAACUAAUAAAAUAACAUCCUUUA
Messenger RNA from Photinus pyralis (common eastern firefly), 2597 nucleotides. RefSeq names its product arp2/3 complex-activating protein rickA-like. The coding region runs from base 1747 to 2298 and encodes 183 amino acids. NCBI's taxonomy places the organism in Eukaryota, Metazoa, Arthropoda, Insecta, Coleoptera, Lampyridae. Gene Ontology annotation, molecular function: protein binding. The record is from RefSeq and is a predicted model, not a curated record. The transcript is spliced from 5 exons.